AGUAAAGAAAUAAAAAAGUUAAGCUUCAAAAAAUAUUGUAGUUAUUUGACUUUAGUUUAUUAUCUACAUCUGUGGUAAAUAGUAACCGAAAAAUGAUAAGUGAUACAUACAUAUUUGUCUAUGCAUGGUGAUUUAUGAUAUAAGCAGAGACAACCGACAGAUUAAAAAGAAGACUUCUUAAAAAAAUUAAUUAUUAUUAACAUUUACACUAUUGUAUAAGUAUAUAUUUUAACAAAGUGUGUUAUUUAAAUUGUGAAUUAAAUUUCUUUCUUAAUGAACUCUGUACAAUAUUUAAAUUAUUACGUUUCUAUCGAUUUAAAACUACUCGCGAAUAAACUUAUUAAAAUAUAUUCUUUAAAAAUUAAUUUUCUUUCAUUAUCGAUGUGAUUAUACAGUUCUGAACUAUGAGCUGGAAGGUAUACUUAAUUUUGUGUAAAUCAGAAAAAUGUGUACAUUGGAAAUUAUUAAGUAUUAUCACUAAUUAUUUUUAAAAUGGAAGCAAAAGAUGAAGAAAAAUGUAAACAAAUCGAUAUAGAACUAAUAGAAAUUGAUUUAGAAAUUGCUCAACUACAAAAAAGGAAAUCUGAUCUUAUUAAACAUAAAGAACAAUUAAAGUAUUUAUCAUAUCAACGACAGACAGACUUAAUAAGUGAUAAAAAGAAAUGGACUCAUAAAGAUUUUCCAUGGUAUAAUAUAGUACAAGAAACAUUGAAAAAUAAAUUUAAAUUGGAAACAUUUCGGCCACAGCAAUUGGCUGCAAUCAACAUAACAUUAUCAAAACAUGAUGCUUUACUUAUUAUGCCCACAGGUGGUGGUAAAUCUUUAUGCUACCAGUUGCCUGCUAUAAUUGAUAAAGGUUUUACUCUGGUUGUUAGUCCAAUGGUUUCACUAAUGGAAGAUCAAAUAAUUCAGUUAAAUAAAUUCAAAAUCAAUGCCAAAAUGAUAAGUUCCUAUUCUACUAAGGAAGAAACUAAAUUACUCUAUCAGAUGAUGAUUGAUGGAAAAUCUAUGUUGAAAUUAGUUUAUUGUACACCUGAGAGAAUUGCAAAAAGCAAAAUUUUUAUGACAAAAUUACAAAAAGCAUAUAAUUUAAAUCUUUUAUCUAGAAUAGCAAUUGAUGAAGUUCAUUGUUGUACAACGUGGGGACAUGAUUUUCGACCUGAUUAUACACAUCUUACCAUUUUUAAACCAAUGUUUCCCGAUAUACCAGUUUUGGGAUUAACAGCAACUGCAUCAUCUAAAGUUAUUACAGAUACACAAAAAUUAUUACAAAUCCAAGGAUGUGCUCUAUUAAAGGCGACAUUUAAUAGACCUAACUUAUUUUAUGAGGUAAAAUGGAAACCAGAUAAUAAAGAAUGUUUGGAUGAAUUUGAGUCUUUAUUAAAAAAUAAAUUCAAAAACCAGUCUGGGAUUAUAUAUACUACUUCAAUUAAAGACUGUGAAAAUUUAAAAAAAGAAUUAAGAGAACGUGGAUGCAAAGUUGGAGCCUAUCAUGCACAACUAGAAGCACCACUGAGAACUAAAAUUCAUAACAAAUGGUUAAAUGGUGAGUAUCAAGCAGUUGUAGCUACCAUUGCAUUUGGAUUAGGAAUUGAUAAACCUGAUGUUCGAUUUGUAAUUCAUCAUGCUUUGUCAAAAUCAAUUGAAAACUUUUACCAAGAAAGUGGUCGAGCAGGAAGAGAUGGCAAAAAAUCUACAUGUUUGCUGUAUUAUAAAUUGAGUGAUGUUUUUAAAUUAAGCACAAUGGUGUUUACUACACAAACAGGACUACCCAAUUUAUAUUCAAUUAUAAAAUAUUGUUUAAACUCUAAAGACUGUAGACGUAAGUUAAUUGCUUCACAUUUUGAUGAAUCCUGGGAAUCAAUUGAUUGUAAUAAAAUGUGUGAUCAUUGUUCUACCGAGUUAACUACAAAACGUAUUAGUAUCACUGAAUAUUGUAAAGAUUUAUAUGAAAUAUUAAACGUAACAUCAAAUAAUGAUAUGAAAUUAACUGCCCAAAUGCUCUUAGAUUCAUGGUAUGGUAAAUAUAAUAAAAAAAUGAAAAUAACUAACAUAAAACCACCUACCUUUUCAAGAAUGAGAGCAGAAAUGAUUGUUGGUGAAUUGCUAGUACAAAACUAUUUAGCAGAGGAUUUUCAUUUUACUCCUUAUUCUACAAUAUCUUAUAUUAAGAGAGGUUCAAAUCAUAGUAAAUUAUUACAAGAUCACCAAAUUCAUAUGUAUAUAUCCAAAGAAAAAUUUAUUGAGCCUAAUUCAAAGAAAAUUAAAUUUUUGUAAUCUAAAAUUUAUUUUUUUAUUUAGUAAAUUGUUAAAAUAAUGUUUAUAUUGAAAAAGAAAUUUUACAUGUAUUCUGUCUACAAUUUUAUAACAUAAGUUAUAAAAUUUAGAGUGUUAAGAAAAAUAAGGUAUUUUGAUAAAAUGUA
Daktulosphaira vitifoliae (grape phylloxera) is the source of this 2423-nucleotide messenger RNA. RefSeq names its product ATP-dependent DNA helicase Q1-like. Gene Ontology annotation, molecular function: 3'-5' DNA helicase activity; nucleic acid binding; four-way junction helicase activity. Lineage: Eukaryota; Metazoa; Arthropoda; Insecta; Hemiptera; Phylloxeridae. The record is from RefSeq and is a predicted model, not a curated record. Gene Ontology annotation, cellular component: chromosome; cytoplasm. Gene Ontology annotation, biological process: double-strand break repair via homologous recombination. The transcript is spliced from 12 exons. Bases 493 to 2277 code for a protein of 594 amino acids.